AUGAGAGCAGCCCAGAUCGAGAAGGCCAAGCCCGUGAUUGCCUACUGGUGCAAAUUUCACAUAGUAAAUCAGAUCAUCGGGCGGGGUCUUCAUAAUUCCAACGAUGAAAUUAGAAUCUACAUCAUGAAUCUGGUGGAUAAGCUUGAGCAGUUCAAAAGCGAGCAUUCUAGCGAUGAAUUGGUGGUGGAUAGCGUCGCGGCGAGUGCACUGGUCAAGCGCUUUGGGCAAACCGCAGAUAAGUUCCAGGCGGCGACUCUAUUUCUCGAACUACGUCAAAUCUGGGGGGCUCUGGACCCGGAGAUUGCCGGAUGGAUCAAGUUCAGAAAGUAUCAUGCAAAUGGUAAAGAUCUCAAUGCGACGAAUCCUGUUCCAGAAGUGGAAGAACAAGAAUCAAUCGCCAGUCCGGAGGGUCGAACAUUCGAUGGAUCGGUAGCGGAAGAGUCCUCACCAUCCAGAGAGCCACCAAUCGAGGAUAUCUCAGAAGAAUCCGACCAUCUAACAGGGCGGGAGCUGACCCAGCAAUUGUCUCUUGAUGAAUCGCUUCACACUUCCAGGGCUUCAUCACUUCAGUGGCCGCCUGCAACGUCGAAUUAUGAUAAUUCUUUCGUGCUCGGCGAUAUCCCUGGUUCUCCUGCGCGAACAAAGGACAUCAGCAACCCACAACUAGAAGACUUAGAACUCUCCUCAUUCCUAGGGACAAUUGGGAACUCUUCUUCAGUGCCGAACCUACCAGGUAUUCCCGGGGCCUCAACCCUCAGCGGAGCCGAUGCCUUGCGUAUCCUGCACCCCUUUCCACCACCAGCCAUUUGUUCUUCAGUCGCCGUACCGGCCCCAGCUUCCUUCGAUGAGCCAUCGGGCACUAGCUCUCUUAUUCUGUAUCCUGCAAUUGUGCCAUCCGGACCACCUACAGUUCUACGUGUAUCUCUGGCUCAUCUGCUCACUGGACCACCAAGUCAACCAUCACAGUCGGUCGACGAGCAGUCUACCUUUCUAGCACAGAAACAUGCUCACUGGGCGUUCCCUGUGUUAACAUUCGAUCAGGUCGACACGAUUAUAAAGGAUAUCAAGAAUUCUCUGAGACACCUGGGUGCAGCGUGUUAA
Penicillium cosmopolitanum is the source of this 1101-nucleotide messenger RNA. RefSeq names its product Vta1 family protein. Bases 1 to 1101 code for a protein of 366 amino acids. The record is from RefSeq and is a predicted model, not a curated record. NCBI's taxonomy places the organism in Eukaryota, Fungi, Ascomycota, Eurotiomycetes, Eurotiales, Aspergillaceae. Gene Ontology annotation, cellular component: multivesicular body. The transcript is spliced from 5 exons. Gene Ontology annotation, biological process: late endosome to vacuole transport via multivesicular body sorting pathway.